CUUCACCACAUGGGCGCAGUAGCACCACUUGGUGCCGGUGAAUGUGUUACAUUUGCUCGCUGAAAAAGUUUAUUUACUUCCGGUGAGCAGUUUAGUUGAGUUGAGUAGUGGAGCAAAAGGCGAGCAGCAAAGAUGGAGUCCAGUGAGGAGGGUGGCCUCAGUGUCGGGGGAUCUGUGGGUGAGGAAAACUACUUCCUGGGAUACACCUUCACGGACCGCUCCCACUCGAGUCGAGUGGUGAAGAGCAUCAUGGAUCUGUGCCUGGAGGACGGCCUGUUUGCUGAUGUCACCAUUAACGUUGACGGCAAAGAGUUUAACCUGCACCGCUUGGUGCUCUCGGCGCAGAGCAGCUACUUCCGCUCCAUGUUUACCUCCAACCUUAAAGAGUCCCACAACCGCACUAUUGAGCUUAAGGAUGUCAGCGCUACUGUCUUCCAGCUGCUGAUUGACUACAUCUACCAUGGUACCAUUAAAUUGAGGGUGGAGGACCUGCAGGACACCUAUGAGAUGGCAGACAUGUACCAACUGACUGCUCUGUUUGAAGAAUGCUCACGCUUCCUCUCCCGCACAGUGGAAGUCAAGAACUGCUUACAGGUGAUGUGGCUUGCAGACAGACACAGUGAUCAGGAGUUGUAUACUGCAGCGAAGCACUGUGCUAAAAUCCACCUGGCACAACUGCACCAGACUGAAGAGUUUCUAAAUCUGCCUCUUUGUCUGCUGUUGGACAUCAUAAAAGAUGGCGUUCCAAGCUCUCAGAAUCCAACAGUAGCCAUUGAGUCAUGGAUAAAUCACAAUAAAGUUGAGCGAGAGGAGUUUGCUUGCAUCCUCCAAGAAAAUCUUAAGGAAAUUGGUGAGAAUGUCCAUAUUUACCUGAUUGGGAAAGAGGAAACGAGGACUCACUCUCUGGCCGUGUCGCUGCACUGUGAUGAGGACGAUGCGAUCAGUGUGAGUGGCCAAAACAGUUUAUGUCAUCAAAUCACCGCAGCCUGCAAACAUGGAGGAGACCUAUAUGUGGUCGGGGGUUCUAUCCCCCGACGCAUGUGGAAGUGCAAUAUGCACACUAUGGACUGGGAGCGCUGUGCACCACUGCCUAGAGACCGCCUCCACCACACCAUGGUCUCUGUCUCCACCGAGGAUGCCAUCUACUCACUGGGAGGUAAAACGCUGCAGGACACACUCUCUAAUGCCGUCAUCUAUUACACAGUUAGGGACAACAUGUGGACAGAGACCAGCCAGCUGGACACCGCAGUGUCAGGGGCUGCUGGGGUUAACCUGGGAGGUACCAUCUACCUGCUGGGAGGGGAGGAGAACGACAUGGACUUUUUCACAAAGCCUUCCCGUCUUAUUCAGUGCUUCGACACCUCCUCCCAAAAGUGCCAGAUCAAACCGUACAUGCUGCCGUUCGCAGGCUGCAUGCAUGCAGCGGUCCAUAUGGAUGUGAUCUUUAUCGUAGGAGAAGGAGACUCACUGGUGUGCUACAACCCUCUGCUGGAGAGCUUCACUCGCCUGCGAUUCCCUGAAGUGUGGAGCUGCGUUCCUUCACUGUGGAAGGUGGCCAGUUGUAACGGCUGUAUAUAUGUCUUCAGGGACAAAUGUAAGAAAGGAGACGCAAAUACGUUAAAGUUUAACCCGGCCACAUCUGUUGUCUCCGUAAUCAGAGGUAUAAAAAUCCUCCUCACAAACUGGCAGUUUGUUUUGGCCUAACCUCUCCUCUGGAUGUUCACACUGUGGUCAACACACCUGCCACAGAGAAUCAGGGAAGACUAUUGGUUGACUUACCAAAACUUCACUCAUGGAGGCGUCCUGUGAGGAGACCUGUCCCCUAGAUGUAUUUACUCAGCUGGGACACUUAUUCCAUUCAGACUUUACCACUGGCCCAGCAACAACAGUUCAGCAGUGUGUCGCUUGUAUUACAACGUGUCUUAUUGUCGGUCCCUUAGCCGAGAAGUCAAUUUGUGGUGAUGCUGUAAACAGUGAUGAACGAAUCUAUCGUUUUCUGUGCAUUCCUCAUUUAUUGACAUGCAUGAAAAGCUUCAGUGUAAAAAUGUUAAUGAAGAAAAAACGUCCUUCACUAUAUUGUGAUUAAGUGUGUCAUGAUAUUGUAGGUCAAAUAUCAUAAAAUGUUUUUAAAGUGCCCAAAUUAUACUUGUUUCCAGGCUCUACUAGGGCCUAAAGCUCUACUCGAAUAAGUUUACAUGCUUUAAUGUUGAGAAACACAUUUUUUUUUUAAUAUUGCCACUCCACUAUCUGAAAUGCUCCAUUUUAGCACCCUGUCUUUUUAAGGUCCAAAGCCUCUGAUUGGCUGGUUAGAAUGAUGAAAGUGAGGCAAAGUUGGAUAUGUACAUAACCAGUGUGGCCCUUCAAAGGGCUGUCGACUGCUAAUGAAAAGCUUAAGAAAAUGAAAAGCAAAAGACAUUUUGUGACUUCUGACUUUUUUUGAAUGACCAUUUUUACAUGUAAAUAUGAAUUAAACAAUAGCUCUGACUUAUGUGAAUGGUAAUUUUGUCACGCAGUGUUGAUGUUAUCAGGAUUUUAGCAGUGAAGAGCAGCAGGCUGCAGAGUGACUUGAAAAGUUUACAUUAGUCUCACCGGCUUUUGUGAGAACAGAUUUAUUGGGAAUCUGCUGUGUUACAAAGAAACACAGGAGAGAUGCAAACGUGAGCUUGGGCUGAUAAGGGUGGGAUAAAAUAUUAUUAAUACAGCAUAUAUUGUGAUUUCCUCUUGUACUACAGUUAUUGAAACUCGAGUCCAUCUAUCUAUUUGUUCAUUUUCCUAACAGCUUAUCCUAUUCAGGGUGCCCUGGAACCUUUCCCAGGUGUCAUGCAACAUAAGGCAGGGGACACAGGCAGAGGGCUGAGACGUAGAGUUAGGCAACCAUUCACGUUCACAUUCACACCUAUGGCCAGGUUAGAAUCAUCAGUUAACUCACUUAUCCAGGGCGGGGGCAGCAGCCUAAGCAGAGAAGCCCAGACCUCCCUCUCCCCAGCUCAUCUGGGGGCUCAUCAGUUAACCUAAUUUGCAUAUCUUUGGACUGUGGGAGGAAACCAGAGUAGCUAGAGAGAGCCUACACAGACCCAGGGAAAGCAUACACACUCCACACAGAAAGAAAGGGAGAUUUGAACCAUGGAACUUCUCGCAUCACUGCAUUUUACAUUUUAUAUUUUAACUUUGUGCUGGAGCUAAUUUAAGUGUAAGUUACAGAAACUCACAGGGAGCUAAAUCAUGACAUUGAAUUAUGACAUUACUUACUAUAAUGAUCAUAGCUUAUGUAUCUGUGUAUGUCUGUAGGUACUCUAUCCCCUCCUUAACGGGUGGGCCAAUCUCAACAAAACUUUGCAUGAACAUGAUCACAUACUGUGAUCAUUAACAGCUAUACAUUUUUCAAAAAUAUUUAUUAUAAAUCCCAAUUCUAUUGAUUUUCCAAUCUUCAUUCUGAAUGUGAGGUUAUGUUCUCCAUCUGGGUUUGUUUCACGUCACAUUCAACGUACCCUAUCUUUAAGUAAUUUAACAAUCACCAAAAUUUGUAUCUGCAACAGAAUUUUGUUUGAGUCACCACUAAAUACGGAACAAAGACUUUGAAAAAGCACCACAGGCUAGUAAUAAUAAUAAGAUAUGCACUGACACCACAGUGCUUAAAUACAUAAUCCAUACUCCUUUUUUUUUUUUAACCCCUUUUUAGGUGUUUUUUGUUUUGUUUUUUUAAUUAUACAGAUAUUGUAAUACUUCAGAGGAUUGUCUCACAGUCACUGCAUUGUGGGACCAUCGUUAUAGUAUCGUACCAGGAGUUAUUCUGUGAUUUCCCAUGAAAUGAUGGUGGACUAUGGGUGUAAUUAAGUCAGCUCCAAUAACUUUUUUGAAGGCUAAAUUACCCAUCAGGCAGGUAAUCAUGCCUGUGUGUUACAUAGUGACAUAGAUAAGUCACAGAAGAAAAGCCUACGUUACAAAUGAGGCAUUUCUGGUAGUUUAACCGCCACGUUUUCUGAAGGAGAGAAAAAAACCUCUUUAGGUUUGCAAACCAUUUACAUGCACUAAAUCUGAUUAAUUGAAGGAUAGUGGAAACCAUAAAGUA
Molecule: messenger RNA, 4069 nt
Organism: Archocentrus centrarchus (flier cichlid)
Lineage: Eukaryota; Metazoa; Chordata; Actinopteri; Cichliformes; Cichlidae
Gene: kbtbd4
Product: kelch repeat and BTB (POZ) domain containing 4
Exons: 5
Coding region: 133-1704 (523 amino acids)
Molecular function (GO): protein binding
Source: RefSeq, a predicted model, not a curated record